This is a messenger RNA of Oldenlandia corymbosa var. corymbosa, 1107 nucleotides long. The record is from the annotation of a GenBank genome assembly. NCBI's taxonomy places the organism in Eukaryota, Viridiplantae, Streptophyta, Magnoliopsida, Gentianales, Rubiaceae.
AUGGGUGGGGUGACGUCAUCCAUGGCGGCGAAGUUCGCCUUCUUCCCUCCCAACCCACCGUCUUACAAGUUGGUCACCGACGAACUCACGGGUUUGCUUCUGCUCAGCCCUUUUCCCCACAGGGAGAACGUGGAAGUCCUAAAGCUGCCAACCCGCAAAGGGACUGAGAUUGUGGCCAUGUACGUAAGGCAUCCCAUGGCCACCUCUACACUUCUCUACUCCCACGGCAACGCCGCCGAUCUGGGCCAGAUGUAUGAGCUCUUUAUUGAGUUGAGCAUCCAUCUCCGGGUCAAUUUGCUUGGGUAUGAUUAUUCAGGUUAUGGCCAGUCUUCUGGAAAGCCAAGUGAGCAGAAUACUUAUGCAGAUAUUGAAGCAGCAUACAAGUGCCUCGAGGAGAGCUAUGGCACUAAGCAGGAAGAUGUCAUCUUAUAUGGGCAGUCUGUUGGAAGCGGCCCUACUUUGGAUCUUGCCGCCCGUUUGCCACGAUUAAGAGCUGUUGUUCUGCAUAGUCCCAUUUUAUCCGGCGUAAGAGUUAUGUAUCCCGUGAAACGUUCAUAUUGGUUUGACAUCUACAAGAAUAUUGAUAAAAUUCCGCUGGUCAGUUGUCCAGUACUCAUCAUUCAUGGAACUGCAGAUGAAGUAGUCGAUUUUUCGCAUGGAAAGCAGCUGUGGGAGCUGUGUAAAGAGAAGUAUGAACCCUUAUGGAUUAAAGGAGGGAACCACUGUGAUUUAGAGCUAUAUCCAGAAUAUAUUAGACAUCUAAAAAAGUUUGUCGCCACUGUCGAGCGACCUCCUUCUCAGAGGAUCAGUUCGAGGAAAAGCACAGACCAGUUUGAACCGUCCAGGAAAAGUACAGAUUUGUUUGAAUCUUCAAGGAAGAGCACUGAUAGGAGGGAAAAACCAAGGCGCAGUACUGACAGACCGGAGAAGUUAAAGAAUCAGUCUAGUAAUACGGACAAGCUUGACAAAUUUAGGAUGUCUUUUGACCAAUUGGAAAGGUCGCGGAGAAGCGUGGACUGCAUUGAGAAGUCCCGGAAAAGUAUUGAUCAUCAACUGGAAAGAGGUCGGAAGAGUGUUGAUAGGUUAGAUAGAAUACGGAAUGGAUGA